GGGACGCUACGAACGUCGAACGUGCGUAGGGGAAGCUACGAUACGUAGGGGAUCGUCGUACGUACGUCAUCGAAAUUCGAGAAAUACAUGAAGUGCCCUGAACUCAUAUCUCUCCGCAAAAGUGAUUCUAAAAACGUGCUAUGAUGGUGUAUUAAUAUUUUUGAAGGAUUAGCGAGUGUUUUCUGCUUUUUGCUUCUACGUUUAUGUGAAUCGGAGGGGAGGUAUGUGGGGCGGGGGUGCGCAGUGCAUGCACGCCUCGUUGCCGCGUGGGGCGCACGCCCAGCCUGCGCCCACGCUCAGCGGCGCCAUCGCAAGCCGCCGCCCGCCCAGGCCCACUCCUCCCUCUCCGACAUUGGUAGCCCAAAUUAACUCAUCAGUAGCGUGCCUAUGGUUGCUGACGCCAAUAUCAGCUGGUACUGCCGUGGUUGCAGUUCUAGUUGCUGUAUCAACCAAUAACUGGUUACAUACUGAAGAGAAUAUGCUCAGUUCGUCGUUCAACGGAACUGGGAAACACACUCUUGUUGCUAAGCACACAAUAUCCGGACUUUGGAGGAUUUGUCACACGGAUCCCGGCAGUACAGUGUAUCGUUGUUGGGAUAUCCCGUAUUUUCCACUAUCGCAAUACACGCCGGACCCUAUUGAUUCUACAAAUGCAAUACCAUAUGUUGUGACGAGGUCGGCGGCUCCAUUACUUCUUGCGGUGCUAACACAAGCGGUAGGCGCUCUGUGCUGCGUGCUUGGUCACUGCGUCAAAGGUCGUCGACUGUGCACGUUCAUUGCAGGGGUGCUCUUCAUUAUUUCUGGUCUCAUCAUGCUGACUGGAAUCGUCAUGUACAUAUCUGUAUUCAAGUCACAAGUAGGGCAUAAGCUGCGCUACAUGACCUUGUUCAACACUCCAAGAAUGUCGUACAGCUACGGUUACUCUUUCGGUCUUUACCUCAGCGGAUUUAUUGCCGUCGAAUUAGCAGGCACGUCUGCUAUUUUCCUCUUUCUUCAAUGGUACCAAAAAGACUGGAUCACAGAGCUGACUGAGAAAGCUAAAGCGGACUGUCGUGCUUGGGAUCGCGAAUAUGCGUUCUCAGAAUUCAGAGAACGAGAUUCCACGCUACUAGAAAGGAGGAUGAUGAAAAGGGAUACGUAUCCACCAACAGGCUCCUCUGCAGCUACUCCACAUGAGACUCGCCGAUUCGUUUACGAGGGCGAUAAUGUGCCACAUUGUUCUAUUCAUAAAAAUAGAAGAAUAAAUUUGAGUUCCGGAUCGCUAAAAGACUUAUCGUCGUCAACAUUAUAUGGGUUUCCUGCGGCACCUAGACCGACCGCUUGUGAUAAUUACUUUGAGGAGUUCAAAGAGGUUCCUCAAAGCGCUAACACACUUAGUGGUCUAAGAAGCGCAUCUAUAUUUCAAUCGCAGGCGUCAAUGGCGAGCGGCAGAUUUUUGGAUUCAAAUGCAGUGGAGCCGCCACCUUCACGUGAAGAAGAAUUGGUUACAUUUGGUGCUGGUGCAAGGUGUAUUACAAACGAGGAACCGCCACCGCGUCACGACCGCGCCGUGGGCACCGACCCUUAUCGUAGGACCACGCCCGUCUGAUGUGAAAUCCCUGGGUCCCAAACCCGCACCAUAAAGCAUAUCGACAAGUGAUAGUGAAGACUCUCUCCGUGAUGAGUUAGCAUUGGUCUAUCCGUUGACCCAUUAUCUUAAUACAAUAUAGGGCCACGGUGUUGUGGAGAAAAGUGCGAACUGUCAAUAUGACUUUCGAAUUUAACUUUAGUAGGUAUGUACCACUUACGUGAAAACAGUGUUAUUAAAUUUUUCGACUGUUACAUUUCCUUUAGUAAUAAAACACUG
Molecule: messenger RNA, 1846 nt
Organism: Hyposmocoma kahamanoa
Lineage: Eukaryota; Metazoa; Arthropoda; Insecta; Lepidoptera; Cosmopterigidae
Gene: stg1
Exons: 6
Coding region: 224-1588 (454 amino acids)
Biological process (GO): positive regulation of synaptic transmission, glutamatergic; neurotransmitter receptor internalization; postsynaptic neurotransmitter receptor diffusion trapping
Cellular component (GO): postsynaptic density membrane; AMPA glutamate receptor complex
Molecular function (GO): channel regulator activity; voltage-gated calcium channel activity
Source: RefSeq, a predicted model, not a curated record